Molecule: messenger RNA, 687 nt
Organism: Mizuhopecten yessoensis (Yesso scallop)
Lineage: Eukaryota; Metazoa; Mollusca; Bivalvia; Pectinida; Pectinidae
Product: nucleolar protein 12-like
Exons: 5
Coding region: 77-685 (202 amino acids)
Cellular component (GO): nucleolus
Molecular function (GO): RNA binding
Source: RefSeq, a predicted model, not a curated record
CAGAGAUUCUGGUAUCUCCAUGUCACUUAGAAGCUUGAACACGUGAAAGUUGUCAACAUUCAUUGGAUCUGAUAUUAUGGGGAACGAAAAGAAGAAAAGGGCCCCAAGAAACAAACAAACCAAACAGACAUUGGUGUUUGAUGAUAACGCUAGAUUGGAAUUCCUGACAGGCUUUAGAAAAAGGAAAAAUGAAAGACGCAAGAAGGCUAAAGACGAAAAGGAGAUUCAACUCAAAGAAGAUAGAAAAGAGUUUAAAAGAAAGAGGAAAGAAAUGAUUGAGAAGAGCUUCUUCUUCAAAGGCAGAUCAAAACAGAAGGGUCCUGAACUUGACGACAUUGGAAAACCAACAGUGACUGAACUGCCCGAGCACACGGUCACCAUUACAGAUAUAUCUGUGGUUGACAUGGUGGGGCACUCCGGUCUACGACUUGGCCAAAACCAGUUUGAAGAGGACCAGACCUCAGGAACACUCCCACCAGUUGAAUUUGAUCCUAAGCAGCACGAGGCGCUGCAACGUAACAUAAAGAAGCUGAAACGCAAAGAAGUUGCCAUGUUAAACAAAGAAAUGCCCAAGAAAAGGUCUAAGCGUCCAUCACAGAUAGGUCAUAUCAAGGACAAGAAGUCACAGAAGAAAUUCCAGAUGAAGAAAACGAAGGAGAAAAAUAAAAAAAAGGGGAGAAAGUAGAA